ACUCUUGACGACAUUUUGCUGCUUGCUGCUUAUCCUGGAGUGUGAAGGACGCUUCAAAGCUUGGAAGUCGGUGGCGGUGAACACGACUUUCCUCGCGACGAUAGCAGUGCAAAACUCCAGUUACAUCCUCCGCUCCAUCGUACAAUGCAUGAACCGGGCCACGACUUUGGACUGGGUUUACGUAGCCUGUUACACACCCAUGCAGGAGGCAGGGGAAUGUUCCCUCUGGGGAUAUGAAGCCUCAGUUAAUCUUCCAUCGGAUUCAGGAGCACAACAAUCUCACUGCAAGCUCUUCUACCAAGAUGAUGGCUGCGUGCUGGCGAACGGGUCACUGGCGGCACCUGGGACUUCGUUCUACAGCGCUCAGUACUCCGACGUCUUCAUCACGUGUCAGCUCAACGGGCGCAUUCAUCAAAUGUGCGAGUUCGAAGGCCAGCUCUACAAUCUGAACGAAACGAUCGGGUGCCUUCUCUGUACCACAGUCGGCGUCACGUACGGUGACACUAAACAACGUCGCGUCUUGGACGUCGCGCUGCCGCCGAGGGACACGUGCUGCGCUCAGGCAGCCGACGGAUACUGUCUGGUGGCGGAAUGCGCUGCCACCCCCAUAGGCUUCUGCGAGGCGAAGACUCGGUGCGAGGCGCGAGGUCUGCCGCUGGCCUCACGGGAACUGUACUACAACUACAGCCGCAUCACACAGCUUGCUCCCA
Hyalella azteca is the source of this 710-nucleotide messenger RNA. RefSeq lists its product as uncharacterized. The record is from RefSeq and is a predicted model, not a curated record. The transcript has 5 exons. NCBI's taxonomy places the organism in Eukaryota, Metazoa, Arthropoda, Malacostraca, Amphipoda, Hyalellidae. The annotation marks the transcript as partial.